GCCUUGGCACUCAGGAUUCUACUUGCAGUGUGGCCACAGACAACUCUCCAAAGAGUCAAUUCCCUUGAAUUCUGACUCAAGUGUCUUUGGCCGGAACUGAGAAUGGACAACAGGGUACAUGCGUUGUAUUUGUAAACAAAGAACAUCCCCUCACAAAGUGCAUGGUUUUGUGCAGACGUGGAACAAGAGGACUGGACCUAGUACGUUGAAAGAACCCAUCACACAAACAGUGGAAAGGGAAAAGGAUAUUCAACUGAUUUUCAUGUUUCAAGGUGGAAAACCUAUAGAUAAGAGGUUUUUCCCUAGACAUUAAUAUUCUAGAAUGUUUUAGACAUUAUGGAGAAAGACAAAAUGGCCUGUAUCUGACCUUCUGGAAAAAAACCUGUGUCUUGGCAAACUCUCUCGCACACAUACUGAACGGUUGCAGAUCUUGCUGGACAUCAUUCGUCAGAACAAACAUCAGUGGCCCAUUAAAUCGGAAAGUUAUUGGGGUGUCAUGGAGAGCAUGAAUGGGUACACAGAGCCUGACAAAACUCCAUCUUCCAAUGUAUGUCGUGUGCCAAGUGCCGAGACCUUCACUACAGAAGAAGGAAGUGGAACAACGUUCCCCCAGCAGUUGCUGGGCAAAUCGCCAAUGCUUGCCAAACAAGGGUUACCAGAAAAGAAAGAUAGGAAGAGAAAAACAACACUGUCGUCCAGUCUAGAUACGGAUGAAGGCUUCCUGGAAGAAAAUGAGAGUGUGCCAAGCAAGAAAUUCAAGAAAGAUUCCUUGAAAGAUCUAGCAAAGGAUGGAAGUUCGAAACAUGGACCUUCCCUCAGGACCGCCUCUCCUGGAAAUUCUCCCCUGGAUGAGACUGUUCUUUCUCCUCAGAGUGUGUCUGACAAAAGUCUGCUAUUGCCAUCGGUACCAGAACGUGCCCAGGACGACCCACAACACGAUCAAGACCAAUUGUGCCUUGACUCUCACCCAGAGCAACUGCAGCAGGGCUUCCCCAAUUUGGGAAACACCUGUUACAUGAACUCAAUUUUACAGUCACUCUAUGCAAUUCCAUCAUUUGCUGAUGGCUUACUAGGACAAGGUAUUCCAUGGGAGAACAUUCCUUCUGACGUGCUUAUCAUGCCUUUAAGUAUGUUGCUUGCUUUGAAAGAUAUUUGUAAUCUAGAGACUAGCCAAGACCUACUCAGAGAUAUUAAAAAUGCUAUCUCAGCUGUUGCAGAAAUAUUCUCGGGCAACAUGCAGAACGAUGCUCAUGAAUUCUUAUGUCAGUGUUUAGACCAGCUGAAAGGCGAUUUUGAAAAAGUAAACACCAUUUGGAAAACGAGGAGGGAGGCUGGAGAUGAAAAUUCACCUCCAGAGUUGUUUGCUGGUGAUGCUGCCACCAAAGUGUUUGUUUGUCCAGUUGCUUCCAAUUUUGAAUUUGAAUUGCAGGACUACGUGAUUUGCAAAGCCUGUGGUCAAGUUGUUGUCGUGAUAGAGCCUGGUAAUUGUAUCUCCAUCAACCUACACCCAAAACCAAAAGCAUCUCCUUUGUCCCUUCAAAAUUGUUUUGAUCUUUUCUUUACAACAGAAGAAUGUGAGCGCCUCUGUGAAAUGUGUAACCACAAGAAGGCUGUGGUGAUGCAUAAAUUUGGCAGGCUACCCAGAGUCUUCAUUGUUCAUCUGAAACGCUACAGUUUGAGUGACACUUACGCGCUAAUGAAGGAUGACCAACAAGUUCUUAUUCCCAAAUAUUUGAGUUUAUCCUCUAAUUGCAAUGAAGACACCAGACCACCACUUCCCUUGGAUAGUAAUGCACCUGUGUUGGACCCCGAAGUACUGAACCUCACCCAAGAGGUUAAUUCUGAGAGAGUCAGCCCAUGCACAUCAUCUGUGAAGCUGACCUGGCAAUCCAGUGACUCUUCAGUUCUGCAUGUUGCACCAGACGAAGAUGCUGAACAAAACACACCUCAGAGAAUUUGGCAAGCCAGGCCAAGGAGCAGCAGCAGAGUGACCUAG
Messenger RNA from Oryctolagus cuniculus (rabbit), 1996 nucleotides. The record is from RefSeq and is a predicted model, not a curated record. Lineage: Eukaryota; Metazoa; Chordata; Mammalia; Lagomorpha; Leporidae.